GAGAUAUUGCUGAAACGAUUUGUCGAACGUUUCAUACCCUCGAGUCCAUCGAUCCACAUCAACGACUGAAUGCAUGGGAGAUAAGGACAGCUCCCAGAUCGAUAUCCUGAAGAAGGCCCUGAAGACCCAGCGAACAGAAGCGUUGAGCCGGGAGCAGGAGCUCCAGAAACAACUCUCAGGGCUAUGGCAGAGAGCGGACAAGGAGAGGAAGAUGCUGAUGAGCCAAGUGACGCAGCUCAAGAACGAGCUGAAAGCUUCCUCGCCCAAGACUUUGUUCAAUGAUGUCACUUCUCGGCUUUCUGAGCUGAAAGCCACUGUCAGCAACAUAAGAGAUGGAUCCCCACUCUCCGAAAAGGGCCUGUGGUCCUUCGAUUCGGAUGGAGAGCCCCUGAGUGAAGAGCAAAGGUCUGAAGGAGCAGCGUACUCUUAUGGCUCAGAUGCAGUCGGAAUGGGAGAAGGCGAAGCCAAGUAUCGCAUCAAAGGUCUGGAGGCGAAAGUUGCGGCGCAGCAGGAUGAGAUAAGGGAGCUGCGAGCACUGCUGACAGAAAGAGAUACCGCUGUGUCCAAGCUACAGCAGAGGAAUGGAUUGCUAUCAGCAACGCUAGAAGAGAAGGAGAACGAAAUCGCUGCCUUGGAGUCAAGACUGAACAAGCUUAAGAGACGGCUGACCGAGUCAGACUCGUUCGCCCCUCGCGCUUGGGUUGUGAAGGAGGCAGUAAAGGGAGGGUACGGACUGGAAGCUGCCGGAUUAAUCUCCUCACCCGCCUCCUUGA
This is a messenger RNA of Guillardia theta CCMP2712, 773 nucleotides long. RefSeq lists its product as hypothetical. NCBI's taxonomy places the organism in Eukaryota, Cryptophyceae, Pyrenomonadales, Geminigeraceae. The record is from RefSeq and is a predicted model, not a curated record. The transcript is spliced from 6 exons. The annotation marks the transcript as partial.